Drosophila rhopaloa is the source of this 1294-nucleotide messenger RNA. RefSeq names its product protein HGH1 homolog. The record is from RefSeq and is a predicted model, not a curated record. The transcript is spliced from 5 exons. Lineage: Eukaryota; Metazoa; Arthropoda; Insecta; Diptera; Drosophilidae. The coding region runs from base 83 to 1195 and encodes 370 amino acids.
AUCGAUGUUUCGCCACCUCUAACCGCGCAAAUAAAACAAAUUUGCACUAAAAUAGGAGGAAUUAUUAUUAAAAACAAUAAAAAUGGACACUGUGAGGGAACUCGUGCAAUUUAUGCAGCCCAAUCAACGACUAGACUUGAAGGCAGUGGCUUUAACCCAUGUUUUAGGUUUAACUGGCAAUUCAGAAGGAAAAUCAGCCAUACUUUCACUGGACGAAAUGCUAAUGGCCAUAUUUGGACUAACAUAUGAUGAAAAUCAAACAGUUGCCAAGGAUGCGGUUUUAAGUUUAAUUAAUUUAACGGCGGAGGAGGAGGCAGCGAUCAAAGUUUUCCAACUGGCAAAACAAGUGCAACCCACUUUUGCUAUCGUAGAAGUGGCCGCCAAGCAUAUAACCGACGAGCAAUCAGAUUUGGCUGAUCCCUGGAGCAUGGUGCUGAGUAAUCUAACGCGCGUGGAGUCGCUAGUGCACGAGAUCCUGGACACGCUGGAAAAAGACGACCAGACUCUGCUUCGUCUAGCCAAGGCCUUUGCGCAGUUGGACUACAACAAAAAGAAAGCAAAGCUGCAUUAUUUGGCUCCCAUUUUCUGUAAUCUAACACAAGUUCAACGGGGCAGGGAGCUGUGCUGCAACAGGAAGUACCAGCUGCUGGAGAAGCUGCUGCCCUUCGCCUCCUUCGAGGGUAGUGUGGUGCGCCGUGGUGGAACCAUUGGCAUCCUGAAGAACGUCUGCUUUGAUGUUGUUUACCACGACGUGAUUCUCGACAAGAACCAAGAUAGUAUACUGGUGGCCAUUAUGCAGCCCCUUUGCGGCCCGGAAGAGUUCAGCGACGAGGACAACGACUUGCUUCCAAUCGAACUGCAGUACCUCCCCGAGAGUAAGACGCGCGAGGACGAUCCGGAUCUACGGAAAAUGCUGCUGGAGUGCCUGCUGCAAUUGUGCUCCACUCGUCGCAGCCGGGAGAUCCUGCGUUCCAAGGGUGUUUACGAAAUCCUGCGGGAAUACCACAAGUGGGAGGCCAAGGUGGCUAAGGACAGUGACUGCCUGCUGGCCUGCGAGAACGUGGUUGACAUCCUGAUCAAAAAAGAGGAGGAGAUUGGACUGGACAACUACAAGACCGAAGUCGAAGUGCCCUCUGAGCAGGCUGAGAAAUUCGUCCAGGAAGACGCCGCUUACGUGAAAACAUUGCUGGAUUGAUUCGAGCCACCCGUCUGUUUGUAAAUAUGUGUAGUGUUAGUGAAACUCAUAGAUGAUAUCGAACUUUCAAUAUAUGUAUGCAGUUUUUUUAUUCAGAAA